AUGACGUUGAACCAGGAUUACCUCAACUCAAUAAAGAGCGAGCUGGAGAAACUACCAAUUAAAGUAAGCUGAUCCUUUUAUAAAGACCUGUUAUGGGUUCAAUUUCGUUGUCUAACCGUUGCUUUCAGCACAAAAAACGGCGCACUCAUGUCCCAUUCCGCCCAACCAACAAUGUGAACUACUUGAACAUGAUGAAGAAUUGUAUUGGAAAGGAGCUAAGCAAAGUUUCGCUGCCGGUAGGUUGUCUUAACAGCGCCAAAUUUGUAAUAAAAUUUCCCAUUUUUUGCCAAUUUUUGAUUAAAAAUCUUGGUUGUUUCUAUAAAACGCGAGCUAAAAACCUCCCGUAUGCUUAGGAUUAAAAAAUAUGCAAAUUUGACCAAGUUUUAAUAAAAUCCGAGGUUUCCAGUUGGUUUCUGGAAAGUUCUUUCCCACUGCACAUCAACUCCUUUUUUCAGGUCGAUUUCAACGAGCCCUUGUCGACUUUACAACGCCUAACUGAAGACUUGGAAUACUCCUACUUACUCGACAAAGCAGUUUCUGAAAAACACGAUCCCUACAAAAGGCUGGCCUAUAUUUCAGCAUUCGCUUUGUCGGCCUAUUCCUCGUUACCCAAUCGAAAUGCAAAGCCGUUCAACCCACUGCUCGGUGAGACCUUCGAAUUCGACCGACGAGAGGAUCGAGGGUUCUUUUCAGUGGCUGAACAGGUAAGCUGAGGAGAAAUUUUAAUUUAAAAUACGACGUGUAGCGGUGGGAUUACAUUUUUGACUUUUCUUUAUCAAAAAUGUUGACAAUCUUAAAUAUUAUUUUAGAAAAAAAUCGGCCGAACAAUAAAGAUCUUUACUGACGAGAGACUAUGGAAAACGAGGAGAGACAGUUCGAGAAAACUCCUUUUUUUGCCCGCAUCCGGAUAGAUUUUACUCUGCAACUGUCUACUUUUAGAUGGCAAUUCUGUGUUUUCGGGGAAUGCAAAUAAAUUUUUAUUUUGAUAACCGUAAAAAAUAUAAAAUUUUGACCGACUUUAGCUUAUUUAAAAAUGUCGCUGAUUUCUGCAAAGCGCGAGCUUAACAUAUGACAUAUUUCCAAUUUCGUCUUCUGACAGGUGUCAUCGAAGAAUCACCUUAAAUUGCGGCUACUUCCAAGCAGUUCUAAGAAUACCGCCAUGUGUUCAUGACGUAUUUUAAAAACUAAAAACCAAUGUAUAAUAUAGCAAGCUUUCCCAUUUUUUCAAGCCUUCCUUUCAGAUUUCACAUCACCCUCCGACAAGUGCCUUGUUUGCCGUUGGCGAAGGCUGGGCGGUUCAGGAGAAGUACACCUUCUCCACCGCAGUAAAAGGCAAAACUUUUACUGUCCAUCAGGACGGCUCGACUUUCAUCAAAUUCACGGAUACUGAUUCCACUUACGUUUAUAAAAAAGUAAGAACUUUUUCGGCUCAAAAAAAUUAUGUUUUUUUAUUUCAGCUGCCCUGCUCCAGAGUCAUCACAAAUCUCGUAUCGGGGAAAGUAACGACUUCUUGCGUUGGGGAAAUUGUCAUUUUCCAAAACAAAUGCGCCGCCCAGAGCCGAAUCAAACUUGUGGAAAACAAAAACGGAUCUCAUAACGCCAUUUCGGGUACAAUUGUCGAUGAAAACGGAAGAAUUCGAUAUCAACUGCACGGAGUUUGGGAUAAACACAUUUUAUUGCGAAAACUCGAUGAAGAUGGCGAUAUUGUAGCCGAAACUUUGGUGUGGCAGCGAUUUCCACUACCGUAAGUCGGAAAAAAAAUAAAUAAUUGGCAAAAAGAAUGACUAACUUUUACACCAUUUUUUAUUUUGAUUUAUCUAUAACCUAUUGUAAUUUUUUCAGUGAAAACAGCGAGAAAAUGCAUGGAUUCUCUCAAUUUGCAAUCGAACUCAAUGAACUUGAAGAAGGCGUGGCGCCAACUGACAGUCGAUUUCGCCCGGAUCAAAGGUAUAUGGAAAAUGGGGAUUGGAAAAAGGCGAAUCAUGUAAAAACGGAAUUGGAAUCUAGGCAACGAUUACGGAAGGCCAAACGGGACGAACUAGGAAAAAGUAAGAGUUUAUGGUAAUCGCCGUAAUUAAAGUGGGGGACCUGAUCCAGUGGCAAAAAACGUACCAUUUUGCUUCCGGGAAGUAUCAAAACUGUGACAAAAUGCUUCCCUCUCCAAGUGAAAAAACUCCGAUUUCAAAAGCACGCCCGCUCAUUUUGUGAGGAAAAGGAGCGCCCUUAAAAACGAAGUUUUUUUUCAGUUGGAGAGGGAAGGAUUUUGCCACAUUUUUGAUACUUCCCGGAUGCAAAAUGGUACGUUUUUUGCCACUGGAUCAGGUCCCCACUGUAGCAAAACAAUUGUUGAUUUUUUGAUAAAGUUAUUAACAACAAGGUCAACUUAGACUUCGACUUUAUCGACAGACCCUCCUAAUCUCUUUUUCAGCUUUAUAAAGGACUCUCGAAUAUUUUAGACUUCAAUUUUCUUAUUUUUUUCCAAAAGAUUUCUUUAAUUUACCUUAUUUUAGCUUACACUCCCCUUUGGUUUCUCCCCAAGCCCGAAUCUCGCCGUCUAACCGCCGAUGACCAAAUCGAAUUCAACCUCGACUACCUCGUCCAUCACCGGACGAAAGACUGGAAAAUCUGUCCAAAAAUAUUCGAAUUUUAG
Messenger RNA from Bursaphelenchus xylophilus (pine wood nematode), 2650 nucleotides. The record is from the annotation of a GenBank genome assembly. Lineage: Eukaryota; Metazoa; Nematoda; Chromadorea; Rhabditida; Aphelenchoididae.